Molecule: messenger RNA, 775 nt
Organism: Tripterygium wilfordii
Lineage: Eukaryota; Viridiplantae; Streptophyta; Magnoliopsida; Celastrales; Celastraceae
Product: glycine-rich protein 5-like
Exons: 1
Coding region: 166-657 (163 amino acids)
Source: RefSeq, a predicted model, not a curated record
CUCAAAUGUCUCAACACGUUGUUAGAUGAGAAGUUGGAGAAGAAUUUAAAGCACUAACACAUUACGCUGUAUGUAUGUAUGUAUGUAUAUAUAUAACUCUCUCGAUCUCCCACUUCACAUUAACAAAUCAAACAAAGUCAUCUUUGAUAUAUAGUUCAAGCAAAGAUGACUGGUUCUAAGCUUUUAGUAGUUUUGGUUCUUAGUGUUGUUGUUUUCACUACUACUAGUGCUAGAAAGGGCUCUUUUGAGGAUCAGAAGAACUUGUUUCACCACCGUGGAGGCGGCGGACUAGGUGGUGGAGGUGGUGGUGGGUUUGGUGGUGGAGGAGGGGUAGGUGGUGGUGCUGGUGGUGGAGCUGGGUUUGGAGGAGGUGCUGGAGGUGGAGCUGGUGGGGGACUUGGAGGAGGAGCUGGAGGAGGAGGAGGGUUUGGUGGUGGUGGUGGUGGAGGAUUAGGUGGUGGAGCUGGUGGUGGUGCUGGAGGUGGAUUUGGAGCUGGUGGUGGUGCUGGCAGUGGGAUUGGUGGGGGAGCUGGAGGAGGUGGUGGGUUUGGAGGUGGUGGUGGAGCUGGUGGGGGACUUGGUGGUGGAGCAGGUGCUGGUGGAGGGUUUGGUGGUGGAGCCGGUGCUGGUGGUGGGCUUGGAGGUGGAUGGCACUAAAUGCAUUGAUAUUAAGCAUAUUUUUAUUAUGUUUUAAGCUAUUGUGAGUGACCUUGAUGGCUCCAAUUGUAUGUCAAUGAGCUCUAAUAUAAGAAAUAAAGUCUUUAAAUUCUCAUAA